AUGAAAAUUGUUGGCGACAUACAGUUUGCUACUCCUUGCCCGGGCCCACGCUCCAGUGUCCAGAUAAGCGAGCGCACGGGUCGCCGGUCGAAGCGGAUAUGCGGCACGCCGCUCUACUUGCCUUGCUUCCAUCGCCGCGUCUUCUCUCACAUAAACGCACGCUUCCAUCGGGAACAGACAGCGGUGCGUAGCAAAGGAAACACGGCGAGGCCGGCGAUGGAUGUCAAGUGCCGGCGUCUGGAGGGGAAGGUGGCCGUCGUGACGGCUUCCACGCAGGGCAUCGGCCUCGCCAUCGCCGAGCGCCUCGGCCUGGAGGGCGCCGCGGUCGUCAUCUCCUCCCGCAAGCAGAAAAACGUGGACGAGGCGGUGGAGGGCCUCAGAGCAAAGGGGAUCACCGUGGUCGGGGCCGUCUGCCACGUCUCCAACGCCGAGCAGCGCAAGCACCUCAUCGACACGGCCGUCAAGAAUUUCGGACAUAUUGAUAUUGUUGUCUCCAAUGCCGCUGCAAAUCCUUCUGUGGAUAGCAUACUAGAGAUGAAAGAGUCAGUUCUUGACAAGCUAUGGGAUAUUAAUGUCAAAGCUUCUAUUCUUCUACUUCAGGACGCCGCACCACAUUUGAGGAAGGGAUCAUCUGUGAUACUAAUUUCUUCAAUUGCUGGCUAUAAUCCUGAUGCAGCUUUAACGAUGUAUGGUGUUACAAAGACUGCCCUUUUUGGUCUCACGAAGGCUCUUGCUACUGAGAUGGGCCCAAAUACCCGUGUUAACUGUAUAGCUCCUGGGUUUGUUCCUACACGCUUUGCUGGUUUCCUCACAACUAAUGAGACCAUCAGAAAUGAACUUAUCGAGAGGAGCAUACUUAAGAGAUUGGGUAGCGUGGAAGACAUGGCUUCAGCUGCCGCUUUCCUGGCAUCCGACGAUUCAUCCUUCAUUACAGCUGAAACAAUUGUUGUUGCUGGAGGAACACAAUCAAGACUAUAG
This is a messenger RNA of Triticum turgidum subsp. durum (durum wheat), 978 nucleotides long. The record is from the annotation of a GenBank genome assembly. NCBI's taxonomy places the organism in Eukaryota, Viridiplantae, Streptophyta, Magnoliopsida, Poales, Poaceae.